UUCGUAGUGACGCCGUGUAGCACAUAGCGCGUAGGUAUAUUAUUGUGUGGCUGUUCCUCCUUGUGUUAGCAGACGUACGAAAUCUACUUUGCUCCAAGAAAAAUGCCAGACGUCACUGAUGAAGAACUUCGCAAGGAGAUCGAGAAGAUCUUAAAAAAUGCCGAUUUGGGGAAAACGUCGACCAACAAGGUCAUCCAGAAGCUCGAGAAAGUUUUUGACGUCAAGUUGGCUGACCGCAAAAAGACCAUAGAUCAGAUGGUGCUGGACUACGUCAACAGCCAAGAGUCCGACGACGACGACAAGGAUGAUGACGAUGACGACGAUGAGGAAGACGAAGAAGAAGUGAAGAAGCCUGCCAAGAGGGCUGCUUCGAACAACAAGAGUGCCAAAAAGCCGCGCAAGAAACGCGCUAAGAAUUCUGAUGACUCUGAGGACGAGGAUUAUGAAAGCAAUGACAGCGAAUAUGAGGAAAAGAAACCUAAGAGGCAAGCGGCCAAAGGGAAGAAAGCUGGCGCCAAAGGCGGCGGUCGAGGCAAAGGCAGCGGCUACACUCGCGCCUACAAACUGUCGCCGGCUCUGGCUGAGCUCAUGGGAGCAGAUGAGAUGCCUCGCCAUGAAGUAGUCAAGCGUAUGUGGGCCAUAAUCAAGGAGAAGGAACUCUAUGACCCCAACAACAAGCAGUUCGCAAUCUGCGACGACGCUCUAUACAAAGUCAUAGGAACCAAACGCUUCCGCACCUUCGGUAUGAUGAAGUAUCUGAAAACUCAUUUCCUUGACGAGUAAGUUUACGCUUUAGUCAGUUUGCGUGGACAAAUUACGAAACUUGGCGUUGUGUUGUAUGGAUGACUGCAACGUCUAGCGUUUACAAAAAUGCGACGAUGCUUACGUACCAUACGGUAUUAAAACUAUUUUAGUCAUUAAAUCACUUUUUUGUCAAACAUACAUAGGUACUUUUUGACGUGCACGGUAGUGCAUAGGCCAAGUCGAAUAGAAGCUACAUUUAUGAACAGUCCACGCAGACGUAUUGAUCUCGUGUUCAUAGAUUUUGUCCUAUGUUAUUUUUAUGUCUAAACACGACUUAAAGUUUGUACAAGAUCCAUCAACACGAGAUUUUAAGAAAAAUUGCUGUGAUAUCUCAUAGAUAACCGGUAUUGGCAGCAAUUAUUAAGUAAGGAUUUCAAAGAAACCACAUAACUACUUAGAUUUCAACCGACAGGUCAACUUGCAUUUACAUUAUGUACUUUCUUCUAGUAAUAUCGUCCAUGUGUCGCUACAAUUUGGAAGAAAAUAAUUAUUUAAUAAGAAUAAAAUAUUACUUGUAAUGAUAAGCAUAGUACAGAAAUGUUGUACAAACUUCGACAUAAGUGAAUCGUUUAAUUCAAAAAUUUAAAUCUAUUGCCAAAUUAUGUUUUCUAAAAACUAAUCAUUGUAUCAAAAGUUCGACGACAAUAUUUUGUUUUUAUACUUUUUCGUUUGAGGUUGUUAACACACAACUUGGCAUAUUUUGCUAAUUAAAAUUGAAAUCAAGUGUCCAUAAAUAAUUUUGUGCAAUAAAACGAGGAGUUAAUGUUGAGUUUUUGGUUUUUGCAAAUGUUUAAUCUCUUCUGUGAAUAUAUGCCAAGUUGUGUGUCUGGUCUGAUUGAGACUUCGGAACUAGCUGUACCUAAUUUCUAAGGUUGUAUUAUAAUCUCCUAAUGGAGACUGACGAAAUAAAUUUACCUUUAAUCAAUAA
Messenger RNA from Ostrinia nubilalis (European corn borer), 1732 nucleotides. RefSeq lists its product as uncharacterized. The coding region runs from base 103 to 783 and encodes 226 amino acids. Lineage: Eukaryota; Metazoa; Arthropoda; Insecta; Lepidoptera; Crambidae. The transcript is spliced from 5 exons. Gene Ontology annotation, cellular component: nucleus. The record is from RefSeq and is a predicted model, not a curated record.